Amborella trichopoda is the source of this 3118-nucleotide messenger RNA. RefSeq names its product putative E3 ubiquitin-protein ligase RF298. Lineage: Eukaryota; Viridiplantae; Streptophyta; Magnoliopsida; Amborellales; Amborellaceae. The record is from RefSeq and is a predicted model, not a curated record.
CAUAAAAUUGCAGGCGUUUAGCUUCGAGUUUAUUUUUUUAAAGAAAUUUUUUUUCCUAAUUUUUGGAUUUCUUUUAUUUGUUCGAUCCAUGAAAUAUAGCUCAAAGCUGUGAUAAUUUUAUGCUGAAAUCAGUUUAUUUGGACCUUUUUCAUGAAGAUUUUUGAUAAUAGUUAUUGGUUGGGUGGUGAGGACUGUUGAGGACACCCAGUCCUAAACUUGGAAGUAUACAGUAAUAUUUGGGAAGUCUACCAAACUUGAAAAUGGCUGCAUUGGUUGCUAGAGGUAGUCAAUUUUCUUCAUCGAUAUCAGUUCAGGACAAGGGAAGCAGGAAUAAGAGAAAGUUUCGAGCCGAUCCCCCUCUCAUUUCCUGCACGGACUGCCCUUCUUCACAAGCUGAGUGCCCCAAGUAUGAGUUUCUAGUCAACCAAAACCUUAACAAUCCUCUCUUUGAGAAAAAUGCUUCCUGUGAUUUUUGCAAUUUUAACCAGUGCCAACUUGAAUCAACAAGCUGCCCCUCCCAAAUCUUUGAUUCUAGCUCUGCUAUCCAGGGUUCCACCAUGGACUACGGAGGUCAUUUGCAGCCUCCAAUCCAUGGAGAUGAACAUGAAGUUGUGGAACUUCAAGAUGCCGAUUGGAAUGAUAUCACAGAGGGGCAUUUAGAGGAACUGGUCUUGGGUAAUCUCGACACAAUAUAUCGAAGUGCUAUAAAGAAGAUUGUAGCGUGCGGGUUCACUGAAGAAGUUGCAACUAGAGCUGUUUUAAGAUAUGGGCGUUGCUAUGGCCCCAAAGACACUGUUUCCAAUAUCGUUGACAAUACGCUCGCUUUCCUGAGAAAUGAACAAGAAAAUGAUCCUAAAGACCCAUUUUUUGAGGAUUUGCAGCAAUUGGAGAAGUACAUAUUGGCUGAGAUGGUUUGUGUUCUCCGAGAGGUGAGGCCAUUUUUCAGCACUGGGGAUGCGAUGUGGUGCUUGCUCAUUUGUGACAUGAAUGUGGAUCAUGCCUGUGCAAUGGAUGGAGAUGCCUUGGAUGGUUUUGGAAAUGAUGGAUUAUCAGAGAAUCCUUCAGGUUCAACUUCAUCACAAUCAAAGCCUGAAACAAAUGAUCUUGAAUCAGUAGGACUGAAUAAUCUAAACCCAAAUCAAUCAAACCCUGGGGUUGAGGAUGCACAAGCAUCUCAACCCACUUUGCCAGUUGUUACGGGGAUACCGAAUUUGCCCUCAGGAAGGAUUUCUUUUUCGAGCAAUGCUUCAUCAAAUUUGGGCGGCAUGAAAAGCCCACGUGCUAUUGAAGCUUUAGAUACGGAGAAUACAAAUUCUUGCUGCAGUCAAGCACCUCGGAAACUAAAAAGUGAGUCUGAAGAUUGCAAGAGGUCGCAAUCAUUUAGAGACGAAGAGAAGGUCUCAUCAGAACCAACUCGUUUGGAGACAAUCAGAAGGACCCAUAUAAAUAGUUUAAAAGUUCUUAGGCAGAAGUCAUCUGCUCUAGUGGAAAGAAGCAAUCGAACAAACGGGCCUCGAUUGUCGCUUAAAAAGGGAAAAGCUUCUAUUUCAAGUGAGGGCAGGACCUUUAGUUCAAGUGAUUCCAUUUCAGAAAGGAAAUCCACUACUUCAAGGGAUACUUCUUUUCGACCCAAUAAUUCCAUCACUUUAGAAACAAAUUCAACAAAAGUGGAAGGUGCAUCCUGUUUUCCUCUUGAUAAGACUGAUCUUUCUCUUUCUGUAUUGUCAAAAAAUAGGGAAACGUGUGAGCUUAAUUGUCAUACAAGUAAAAACAAUGACUCAGAUUCAAAUUAUUAUUAUCCAAAUAUUGGACCAGACCAAAUGUUGAGGAACCCAAAUGACAAGAAGGAUGAGUUAAUCAUUAAAAUGGUUCAGCGAGUGAGGGAACUUCAAGGCCAACUACAAGAGUGGACAGAGUGGGCUCAGCAGAAGGUGAUGCAGGCUGCUCGUAGGCUUAGCAAAGACAAGGCCGAGCUUAAAUCUCUCAGGCAAGAGAAAGAAGAAGCAGCUCGCCUAAAGAGAGACAAGCAAACUUUGGAAGAGAACACCAUGAAGAAGCUCUCAGAGAUGGAGAAUGCGUUGUGUAAGGCUGGUGGUCAGGUUGAGAGGGCCAAUGCAGCGGUUAGGAGGCUAGAAGUGGAGAAUAAAGAGUUGAGGCAGGAAAUGGAGUCAGCCAAGUUGAGAGCAGCAGAGUCAGCAGCUAGUUGUCAGGAAGUUUCUAGAAGGGAGCAAAGGACCCUGAAGAAGUUUCAGACAUGGGAGAGGCAGAAGGCCUUGUUUCAAGAGGAACUUGCAACUGAGAAGAAAAAACUUUCUCUGUUGCAACAGCAAUUGGUUCAAGCUAAGGAGUUUCAGGCACAGCUAGAGGGGAGGUGGAAACAAGAAGAGAAGGCCAAAGAAGAGGCUCUCAUGAGGGUCAAAUGCGAGAGAGAAGAACUAGAGCGGCUCGAGGCAAUAGCAAAAACGAAGGAAGAUCAGAUACGAUCGAAAGCAGAGAGCGAUUUCCAAAGUUAUCGAGAUGAUAUUCAGAGGCUUGAGCGUGAAAUUGCUGAAUUGAGACUGCAGACUGACUCCUCAAAAAUUGCAGCUCUCAGGUGGGGUAUAGACCGUAGCUUUUCUUCAAAGUGGACAGAGAGUUGUGGCACUCAAGUCUCCAAAGAGGCCAGUUCACACAUUCUUACUGAGAUAGCAAAUUAUAAUGUCUCCCCAAUUGGUGAUAUUCAGCAAGAGAGAGAAUGUGUUAUGUGCUUGACAGAGGAGAUGUCAGUUGUGUUCCUUCCUUGUGCACACCAAGUUGUGUGCACAAAGUGCAAUGAACUCCAUGAGAAACAGGGGAUGAAGGACUGCCCCUCUUGUAGGACUCCUAUCCUUAGGCGGCUUUGUGUGCGCUCUGCCGACUCCUGAUAUGGCUCUCUGCUGUUAAACUUGGUUGAGGACAAAAAAAUUUUAAAUAAUGGUUCAUUGGUAGAUUGAAUUUGGAAGUGAAUAAUGCACCUGAGAUAUUGUGUUUGGUGCUUGAACUCUCAUUCGCCUGGCCAGUUGUUUGUUAAUGUGUGUUUCCUGGGUUAUCUCCUUAAUACUUCACAAUUCAAUAUUCCAUACACUCUUCAUAUUUCUCA